Messenger RNA from Dentiscutata erythropus, 1422 nucleotides. The record is from the annotation of a GenBank genome assembly. NCBI's taxonomy places the organism in Eukaryota, Fungi, Glomeromycota, Glomeromycetes, Diversisporales, Gigasporaceae.
AUGGCUGCCACAAUUUCUCAAAUUUUUUAUGGCACUUUGAUACAUUCACUGUCACUUACUGAACUUGAAUUCAUUCACAAUGCUCUUUUGGGUGUCGACAAUCAGGGCAAAAUUGCCUUCUUAGAACGUAAUGUUUCAAACGAGCAAACUUUACGCGAUAUUAUAAAGAAAUGGAGAACUACUGAAGAUAAAGUCGUUCGUUUAACCAAUCGACAAUUUUUAUUACCCGGCUUUGUAGAUACUCAUACGCAUGCACCACAAUAUCCAAAUGCAGGCAUUGGUAUGGAUUUACCUUUGCUUGACUGGCUUAACAAAUAUACUUUUCCUUUGGAACAAUCAUUCUCAUCAACCAAAUUUGCCGAGAAAAUAUAUCCAAUUGUUGUUAAUCAUUUAUUACGUUGUGGUACGACUACGGCAGUUUACUUUGCAACCAUUCAUCUAGAGUCUAGCAAAAUUUUAGCUAAGGUAGUUCAACAAAAAGGUCAAAGAGGGUUCAUCGGUAAAGUGAAUAUGGAUUGUAAUAGUACCGAAACUUAUGUUGAAACAAUGGAAUCUAGUGUGAAAGAUACAGAGCAAUUUGUGGAAUACGUGUUAAGUCUGAAAAAUGAAUCUACAGAUGAGUCUAGUCUUGUUACACCAAUCAUAACGCCACGAUUUGCAAUUAGUUGCACAUCUAAACUUAUGAAUUCUCUUGGUGAAAUCGCCAAGAAACAUAAAAUUCCAAUCCAAUCUCACCUUUCAGAGAACACAGCAGAGGUUGCCACUGUAAAUGAAUUAUUUCCACAUCAUGCAGAUUACACUACAGUCUAUGAUCAUCAUAAGCUUUUAAAUCAUCGAACCAUAAUGGCACAUUGUAUCCAUUUAUCUCCCCAAGAGCGUAAGCUUAUCAAAGAACGUAACGUUGGAAUUUCACAUUGUCCAAAUUCAAAUUUUGCGCUUUGUUCUGGUGUAUGUAAUGUUCGUCAAUUGCUUGAUGAAGGUAUCAAAGUUGGCUUGGGUACAGAUAUAAGCGGAGGUUUUUCCAAAUCAAUUUUAGAUUCUAUACGAAAUGCUAGUAUUGCUAGUCGAGUGAUUUAUAUUUCAUCAAAGACAAAUGAUAAAGUCUAUCCACACCUCACACUUCCAGAACUAACGUACCUAGCAACUAUGGGUGGAGCACAACUCGUAAAUCUUGAAGAUGUGAUUGGAAACUUUACAGUUGGAAAGGAAUUUGAUGCACUAUUGAUUGAUUCAGAAGCGGAAGGAUCAUCUAUGCAGAUAUUUGAUGACAUUGAUACUAUUGAUAGGAUAUUUGAAAAAUUUAUGUUUCUUGGAGACGAACGAAACAUUAAAGCUGUAUUUGUUAAAGGACGUAAGGUGUCUGGCACAGAUAUUACAAACCUUGAAGCAAAUAGUUAUAAUGAUUACUCAUAUAUGAAUUAA